AUGGCUACCCAAAGGAGACACUUGGUAAAAGAUUUCAAUCCUUACAUCACCUGCUGUAUCUAUAAAGGGUAUCUGAUCAAGCCAACUACAGUGACGGAAUGCCUCCACACCUUCUGUAAGACCCGUACCGUCCAGCACUUUGAAGAUAGCAAUGGUUGUCCAAGGUGUGGCAACCAGGUUCAUGAGACAAACCCAUUAGAAAGGUUGAGCUUGGAUAACACAUUAGAGGAAAUUAUAUUUAACUUGGUCCCUGGACUACAAGAACAAGAACUUGAGAGUGAAUUUUGGAAGAAAAACAAGCCUCAAGAAAAUGGACAAGAUGAUACUUCAAAAGUUGACAAACCUAAAGUAGAUGAAGAAGGUGAUGAAAAUCAAGAUGAUAAAGACUAUCACAGCUAUCACAGAAUUGACCCACAAAUUGCUAUAUGUCUAGAUCGUUUACGAAAUAAUGGACAAUCGGACAAUGCAGUAAAGGGUUUAAUGAAGGAAUUCAUUUGGUUUUCUACACGUGUAACUGUGGGAACUAUUAAAAUUUUUCUAAGUUUAAAACUAAAACUUCCAAGUUCUUAUGAGUUGGAUGUGCUGUGCCAUGGUGAAAUUAUGGGGAAGGACCAUACUGUGGAGUUCAUCGACAUGACAAGAUGGCGACUAAGAGGCGAAAAUUUUCGGUGUCUGAACUGCUCAGUUUCACAAGUCUGCCCUCAGGAUGGCCCUUUGUAUCAGUCAUACCCCAUGGUAUUGCAGUAUCGACCAAGAAUUGAUUUCGGUUAGACCAAGGGGCCUAGAUCCCACUGAAUGAAUCCUGCACUAUGAGUUUACUCAUCAACAGA
Molecule: messenger RNA, 830 nt
Organism: Delphinapterus leucas (beluga whale)
Lineage: Eukaryota; Metazoa; Chordata; Mammalia; Artiodactyla; Monodontidae
Source: RefSeq, a predicted model, not a curated record